UUCAGUCAGAGUUUCUGCCUCGAAGAGAAGUAUCUACAUAAUUGUGGAAAAGUGUUAAAGAAUAUAAAAAAAUUAAUCACUAAAAUAUAACCAAAGUAAACAAGUCAUUGAAAAUGGGAAGAAAAAAUAAACAGAAGAACACUGCAGUGUCAACCUUGCCAGAAAAUAAGGUUGAUGUAGAAGUUGUUAAGAAGGAACCAGAAGUGGAACAAAAGGCUCCUAUUGAGAAUGAAUCUAAAAAUACAACACAAAUUGCCUCAACUCCAAAGCCAGAAGAAAAGGUAGAAAAUAUAUCAGACAAAAAUGAAAUCAAUGUUGUAGCUGAUAAGGAGAAUGUUCCACAAGCUGCAUCAAAAUCUAAAAGAAAACGUCAUAGAAAAAGAAAAAAUGCUGCAGCUACUAAGGUUUCCAGUGAGAUUGAGGAAAGUUCUUCAACAGAACCUCCACCUGAUACUAAAAAAGAUGUUGCAGUUAAAAGCAAAGAGAAAACUGUUGAAGAAAAAGUUGUAGUUCCAACUGAACCUCCUAAAAGUGAAUUGCCUCAAGCAUGUUCUGAUAAUAAAAAUGUUACAGAAAAUCGUUCUCCUGUUAAUGCUGCUAAAACUCGGGAAAAUCGUAAGAAAAACAAAAAGUCUUCAAACAAUGAUGAGACUGAAAAAGUUUCAAAUGAAAAAGAUGUAAAAGAACUACCAGCUGAAAAAGUGGAAGUGCUACCAGCAGCUCAUAAUAAUGAAACCCGCAAAUCUAAGAACAGAAGACGAGGCGACUCAAAAAAAUGUAUUCCUGAUGAAUUGCAAGAACGUCUAGAACGUGAACAAAGAGAAGCACGAGAUCAAUUGAAAAAUGAAAUUGAAAAACGUGAAAAGCUUUUGGAAAAAAUUGAAAUGGUUUUGGAUUGUAAAAAGCAAGAAAAGAAGAUAGCCAAAGAUCACCAAGAUUCUAUAAAGGAGAUGGUCGCAUUGACUUCAUUAGCUAGUUCUUCUACGAUACCUGCAAACGAGCCAGAAAAAGAUCUGUUAGUAGAUAAAAUUGAACAGGUUUUGGGUGUCACAAAGCUGGAAAUCAAAAAUGUGCAGAAUCAACAAGCAUUUGUCGGGAGAUUAGAAACUGAAUUAUCUAAAAUUAAAGAUGCAAAAAACAAUUACCUACAAGGUGAAACAUCAGAUGCUGCUCAAGCUUCAACAUACAAACUGCCUGAACAUAUUGAAAAAUUGAAGAAAGGAAUAAAGAAUGUGGAAGAAGUGAAGUCAAAAAAUAAAGAUGAACUUUUGAAGGAAAUCGAAUCUCGCGAUAUAUUGAUGGCAGAAAUCAACAAAGUUUUAAACACAACGAAAACAGAAAUUCAAAAUGUUCAAAAGCAACAAAAAAUUAUUGCAAACCUUGAAACUGAGUUGCACAAAAUCAAGGAAGCUGAAAUAAAUGAAAAGUUACUAGUGCUGAACGAAGAAAUGAACGAUGAAGAAGAAGAAGAAGAAAAAGUCAAUCUACCAGUCACUAAAAUGAGUUCAUCCUCUCUUCUAGAUACGCUGAUGGCGAAUGUUGGGAAAAUAAAAGACAUCCAUGCUCAAAAGCAGCAACAAAAAGAACUUGCAAAAACUGAAAAAAAUAUUAAAAAGAAUGAAAAUGAAACUAAGGACAACGUUGUUGAAACGACCAAAACGUCAAAUGAUUCAACCCCACCAUGUUCUGUUGUCAAGGCCGUUGAAGACAUAAAAGUAAACGUUACUAAAACCGAAACUAGUCAUGAACUUCUUCAGCAACAACCGCAGAAACUAAGCAUGGCUGAUAUGCUUAGAAAUGCACCCACACCUCCACCUGAAGAAGAAAAAAAGAAUGAAAAGAAAACUAAAUCAUCUAACAACAUUAAAAAGAAUGUUGAGACAGCUCCAGUUGUUCCUACCGAAGAAGUUCAUCAAGAAAAAAUUGAAGCAGCAUCAGUAGGAAAUGCCGGUGAAAAUGAUGUUGAUGAAUCGAAACCUUCUGUCAAAGCAUCGGAAGUUGCAAUAGAAUCUGAAACUAUGGCUGAUGCAUCUAAUAUUUCGAAAACUUUUCAAGAUUCGAAGAAAAAGAAAGAUGUGAAAUCAAAGAAUUCUAAGGAAAGCGUUGUUGAAAAGUCAAAUAUUAAACCACUUCCCAGAAACGACAAGAAUGAAGUUUCAAAUGCUCCAAACGUUAAAAAUGCUCAGAAAACGAAGCAAAAAGGCAACUCUGAAUCUGAAAGUGCCAUUACUGAUGAUGCUAGUCAGGCUGUUGUAAACCCGCCAAAAAAGGAAUCUCCCUCAGAAACGAAACCGACAAACUUGCCAGAAAAGGUUAUUGUGGAAGAAAAAUUAAUUGUCUCAACUUCAACUGCAGCUCUAAACACGGAAACAUCGAAUCCUACAAAGAAAAUUGAAACUGCCAAAGCUAAGCCGACUACGAAUUCAGACAUGAAGAAACCAUCGAGCCCUACAAAGAAAAUUGAAACUGCCAAAGCUCCGCCGAAUGCGGAUUCAGACCUGAAGAAACCAUCAAGUCCUAAAAAAGUUGUUGAAAGUGUCAAAGCUGCAUCGACUGCAGAUUCAGAUACGAAGAAACCAUCAAGCCAUGCUAAGAUUAUUGAAACUGCCAAAGCUCCGCCGACUGCGGAUUCAGGCCUGAAAAAACCAUCAACUCCUACAAAAGAUGUUGAAAGUGUCAAAGCUGCAUCGACUGCAGAUUCAGAUACGAAGAAACCAUCAAGUCCUACAAAGAUUAUUGAAACUGCCAAAGCUCCGGUGACUGCGGAUUUAGACACAAAGAAACCAUCAAACCCUCCGAAGAUUGCUGAAACUGUCAAAGCUGCAUCGACUGCAGAUUCAGAUAUUAAAGAACCAGCAAACCCUCCGAAGAUUGCUGAAACUGUCAAAGCUGCAUCGACUGCAGGUUCAGCAGAAACUAAGAAACCGAAUCCUCCGAAGAAAACUGAAACUAACAAAACUGCUUCAAAGGGAUCUGCCAAAAAGGCAAAAAAGUAAAAUUAUCAUCAGCAGUGUUGUCAUCUUUAAUCCUGUUGAAUUGGAAAAUAAUUUAAUAGUCAAAUGAAAUUUACGUUAUUUAACAAUAACUUUUGAAUCAUUAAGGAUAUGAUAAAAUAUGAAAAUAAAAGUUGCAGCAUGUGGACAGGAACAACUUUCUCAAACACACCUCAUACCUAAACCUUAAAGUUUAAGUUUUUUUCGCUUUUAUCUUCUUUAGCGUAUAUAAACGAUUUUGGGAUCAAUAAAGUUGAGAAGCAAAAAGUGUGAAUAAUUCCAAAAUUAUACAACGAGAAACCAGUCGGAAUUAGUUACUCCUACUCUACGUAAAUGUGUUUCAUUUUGUUGUAAUCUUUCAAAAUAUAAAAUUCAAAUGAAUAUUAAUUAUUCGACUUCACUAAUUCUUUUAUAUGUAUUACCAAAUGAUU
This is a messenger RNA of Clunio marinus, 3424 nucleotides long. The record is from the annotation of a GenBank genome assembly. NCBI's taxonomy places the organism in Eukaryota, Metazoa, Arthropoda, Insecta, Diptera, Chironomidae.